This is a messenger RNA of Caenorhabditis remanei, 780 nucleotides long. RefSeq lists its product as uncharacterized. Lineage: Eukaryota; Metazoa; Nematoda; Chromadorea; Rhabditida; Rhabditidae. The coding region runs from base 1 to 780 and encodes 259 amino acids. The transcript has 6 exons. The record is from RefSeq and is a predicted model, not a curated record.
AUGAAAACAUGUGAAUUUACUCUAGACGAAUCAUGCCGACGCUUCGUAGAAGAGAAUGAGCUUGGAGCCGAUCCAAAGUUUCUGGAGGCUUUGUUCAUUCACAUCCUGACAAACGACCCAGACGCGAUCAUAUGGUUUACGGAAUAUGGAUUGGACAAUGUGGCCUUUUUCUACAUGGCUCUCGGUCUACCAUGUUCUUACCAAUUCUUGAAGAGAUGCGAUGAGCAACGCAUAUUGUAUGCGCUUCAAGAUAGCCUCCUGGUCUGUUAUCAUUCCGAGCAAAGAAAUCUUAUUGGAGAAUGUCGGGUAGAUGCUCAUAUAAAUAGUCGGACCAAUUCUGCUGGAAGUUCUGGAUCAGCUGCCGUGAAUGGAGCACCAACAGCAAGUCCAAGAGUUCCUAGUACUACAAACAACCGACAGAAUGGAUCUGCUCAAAAUCGAGUAGUGUCAAAUGGUGCAGAGGCACGGUCCGGACCAUCAAGAGAAAAGGGCGCUAGGAGCUUAGAUGGACCUUCUGGACCAGUUGUCGCAACACAUCAACGAUCAUCAGUUUCCGUAAAUGAGACGCCUCCGAUUCCAGUUGCAACAAACAGUCCAAGACCGGUCAGAAGCCAGCAAAAAGGUACUUCCUCCUCGAAUGUAGUCGGACCAUCAACUUCAGCCGCAGUUCCAGACGUCCCACAAUCUUCCAGAGCACCAGAAGUCAGAUCCACCACCAUCACCAGAGGGCUCUAUCGGCGAUCUACAAGUAGAAGAUCACGAUCAAAACGGUUGGCUUGA